Messenger RNA from Pungitius pungitius (ninespine stickleback), 2406 nucleotides. RefSeq names its product akt interacting protein (gene aktip). Bases 246 to 1136 code for a protein of 296 amino acids. NCBI's taxonomy places the organism in Eukaryota, Metazoa, Chordata, Actinopteri, Perciformes, Gasterosteidae. The record is from RefSeq and is a predicted model, not a curated record. The transcript has 10 exons.
ACUCUGGUUUCUCUGUCUGUCAAAUGAUUUAGCUAGCCGAUGUUAGCUAGUUAGCCGGUAUGACACCUAAAGGACUGACGAACAGCUGAGCCGUUCAGCGAUAAAUACACUAGGACACACGUUAAUACCUCUCUUAAAAGGUAAUUGUAAAGCUGUCUGACAAAUACGUGUCGGAUGGCCAGUACAGCUCUUGUCGUCGGAUCUACAUAGAAAGAGGGACACCAUUCUGAACCUCUGGAUGCGUAAUGAACUUAAACCCCUUCUGGAGCAUGUCUUCCAAUUCAAGUCGUAAGCAGAGAACUGACGGCGAGGAUCAGAGCGGACACAGUGAGCAGAGAGCCAGCCCAGCCCGGCUGCCCUUUGGCAAAAAGCAGCUUCCACCCAUUCCUAAAAAUGCAGCCCCAGUCACCAAGCCUGCGUCAAUGGGCACGCCGGCCCAGUCGUCCAACGGCACACAUGCGUCGUAUGGUCCCUUUUACUUGGAGUACUCUCUACUGGCUGAGUUCACACUAGUGAUAAAGCAGAAACUCCCUGGAAUCUAUGUCCAGCCAUCUUACAAAUCUGCACUAAUGUGGUUUGGGGUCAUAUUCAUCAGACAUGGCUUGUACCAGGAUGGAGUCUUCAAGUUCACUGUGUAUAUUCCAGAUAACUAUCCAGAUGGAGAGUGUCCUAAAUUAGUAUUUGACAUCCCAGUCUUCCAUCCUCUUGUUGACCCAGUGUCUGGAGAGCUAGAUGUCAGAAGGGCUUUCACCAAAUGGAGACGGAAUCACAACCACAUUUGGCAAGUCUUGAUGUAUGCACGUACAAUUUUCUACAAGAUCAAUACCACGGAACCACUCAACCCAGAGGCGGCUGUGCUAUAUGAAAAGGAUGUGCAGCUGUUCAAAAGCAAAGUGUUGGACAGUGUGAAAUUAUGCAACAGUCAUCUUUUUGACCAGCCCAAGAUAGAUGAUGCGUACGCAAUAAGUUUUUCCCCAUGGAACCCAGCCGUUCACGAGGAAGCAAAGGAGCGGAUGUUCACGCACAAAAGACGGCCCGAGGACGCCCACAAGGGACCGCAGGUGUCCGGGCUGUCCUGGGUGAAGCCCGGAUCGACCCAGCCCUUCAGCAAAGACGACAGUCCUCCCCAGAGCUGAGCCUGCACCGCCGAUGCAGCAGCGGCCACAGGGAGGCCCCUGCAUCGGCCCUCAGCUGCUUGUUCACGUGAACUGGAUCCUUGAAACAGUUGGGAGAACUUUGGGUUUAAAUCUCCAUGUCGUUGCUUGGCUUUAAAAGCUUUUGUAGGCAUCACCUGGAACAGCUUUAUAAUAAGGAAUCAAAGUUCAUUUUUAUAUGUAAAUCAACGAUGACAAAUGGAUGUCCCAGCAACCUCAUUUAGGCUGUGAUGCAAUCAAAGAGCUUUGUCAAGUUAGAUUUUCAGAAUCUGUCCCAAAAAGGAGCUGUAAAGAAUGAUUAAAGCAUUCAUGCGGUAAGUAUAGAGGACUACACCAUCUCUACCGCUUCUUGAGUUUGGCUCAGGACUGUUUUAUUUGUCAGACUAGGAAUGUUUUCAGUCACUUCUGUGUGAAUGAAUCCUCAUGAACACCACCCCCACCGUGACCAUUUAGAUUGACAUUAUUGGACAAUGAUUUAUUCUUAAUCCUACUGUGUAAACUUUCUUGUGUAGUUGCAAAUAAAACUCUACGAAUAAAUAAAAAGCCAGAGGAGGUAAGGAGGUUUUAAAUGAGAUGCUAAAUAUCUGAAUUUUUAUUUUAUUUUCAAUGUUUUCUGUACCUUUUUGGCCGUUGGUUAUUAAAGGUCUGCGUUGUAAAUAAUGGAUGCUGUGCUUAGAUUUGACUUAAACUGUGUGAAUUGCCGCUUAGGUUGAUUUAUUGUUUUUUUUCGUUUUGGCAAAUGUUAUUGUUUGUCACAGGUUACAGUUAUUGCAGGUUUCCUGCAUAAGUCAGAUUGGAUUUUAAAUAAGGUUUAGUUUUAAGUAGUCAAAGUACCACCAAAUUGCUUUUUGUCCGGUUACAAUCAUAAACCUUUUCCAUUGGGAUAUAUGUUGUGUUUUAUGUCAUGUCUUAAUCUGUAAAGGGCUUAAUUGUUAGUAAUAAUGCCCAGUCACUUUCAAUAUGCAAAUAUUUUAAAGCUAAGAGUGUGGGAAUAGGAUGGUAUUUUUAAAGUGUGGGGGAACCCCAGGGGGGAAAGACUGUAUCAGAAUAGCAGAUGUGGUGCUGAAACGGUUAAAUCUAUUUAUAACUGCUGUGAAUGGCCCUGAACAUUUUGGUGGGACAUUUGGGCUUUUUACCUCUUCAAACAGAGUUUCAAUGACGGACCCAUCGUCCCGCUUUGUCAGGCAGGAAUGCAAAAAAUGGCAUGUGGUUGAAAUGCUUUUCUUUGAAAUCAAUAAACUGAUAAAAUGAU